This is a messenger RNA of Prosopis cineraria, 2528 nucleotides long. Its product is annotated as subtilisin-like protease SBT1.2. NCBI's taxonomy places the organism in Eukaryota, Viridiplantae, Streptophyta, Magnoliopsida, Fabales, Fabaceae. The transcript has a single exon. Bases 14 to 2341 code for a protein of 775 amino acids. Gene Ontology annotation, molecular function: serine-type endopeptidase activity. The record is from RefSeq and is a predicted model, not a curated record. Gene Ontology annotation, biological process: proteolysis.
CGUACCACCAGUUAUGGAAUCCAACAAGUUUCGCUUUAUCCUUCUCACUCUUUUCCUCAACGACAUUCUCACCAUCCAUGCAGAUACUCUAGCCACUUACAUAGUUCAGCUAGAUCCACAUGGCACAACCAGCUCUCUCUUCGCCUCCAAGCUUCAAUGGCACCUUUCCUUUUUACAGCAGACCGUUUUGUCUGAUGACAACAACCCUUCUUCUCGCCUCCUUUACUCGUACCGCUCCGCCAUGGACGGUUUUGCAGUUCAGCUGACACAGUCUGAACUUGAGCACUUGCAAAGCCUCCCAGAUGUUAUCUCCAUUAGACCAGACUACAAGAUCCAGAUUCAAACCACCUACUCUUACAAGUUCUUAGGUCUCAACCCCAGGGGAGAAGAUGCUUGGUAUCGGUCUAGUUUUGGCCGUGGAACCAUAAUUGGGGUGCUUGAUACAGGAGUGUGGCCGGAGAGUCCAAGCUUCAAUGAUCAUGGAAUGCCUCCAAUUCCCAAGAAAUGGAAGGGUGUAUGCCAGAAAGGGCAGGCCUUUAACUCUUCCCAUUGUAACCGAAAACUCAUUGGAGCAAGGUACUUCACCAAAGGUCAUCUCGCAGUUUCACCUUCAAGAAUUGCAGAAUAUCUCUCGCCCAGAGACUCUAGUGGGCAUGGCACUCACACUUCAUCUACUGCUGCCGGAGCAUCAGUGGCUGUUGCUAGUGUUCUUGGUUAUGCUGAUGGUGUGGCUAGAGGAAUGGCUCCUCAGGCUCACAUUGCAGUAUACAAAGUGUGCUGGUUCAACGGCUGCUAUAACUCUGAUAUCCUAGCUGCUAUGGAUGCAGCCAUUAGAGAUGGCGUGGACGUUCUCUCCUUGUCUCUGGGUGGCUUCCCGGUACCUCUAUACAGUGAUAAUAUCGCCAUUGGAAGCUUCAGAGCGAUGGAACACGGCAUUUCGGUCAUAUGUGCAGCAGGAAACAAUGGCCCGAUGGCAAUGUCUGUUGCCAAUGAAGCUCCUUGGAUUGCUACUGUUGGUGCGAGCACACUGGAUAGGACAUUUCCAGCUGAAGUUCACAUGGGAAAUGGACAAAUUCUCUACGGAGAAUCCAUGUAUCCAGCAAACCGACUUAUGAGCAUAGGCAAAGAACUCGAGCUAGUUUAUCUGACUGAUGGGGAUAGGAUGAGUCAAUUUUGCCUCGCAGGGUCUCUUCCAAGGGACAAAGUUAAGGGUAAAAUGGUGGUAUGUGAUAGAGGCAUUAAUGGAAGAGCAGAGAAGGGUCAAGUUGUGAAGGAAGCAGGUGGUGCUGCCAUGAUUUUGGCGAACACAGCGAUAAACUUGGAAGAGGAUUCAGUUGAUGUUCAUGUCCUGCCUGCAACAUUGGUAGGCUUUGAUGAAUCUAUUCGCUUAAAAGCUUAUAUGAACUCCACAGAGAGGCCUCUUGCUUGGCUUGAAUUUGGAGGAACUGUUAUAGGGAAGUCUAGGGCUCCAGCGGUGGCUAGAUUUUCAGCCAGAGGACCAAGUUUUACCAACCCUUCAAUCCUCAAACCAGACGUAAUUGCUCCUGGUGUCAAUAUCAUUGCUGCUUGGCCUCAAAACCUGGGUCCCACAACCCUUCCAGAAGAUUCUAGAAGAGUGAACUUCUCUGUCAUGUCAGGUACCUCAAUGUCCUGUCCUCAUGUAAGUGGAAUCACUGCUCUUAUCCGCUCAGCACAUCCAACAUGGAGCCCUGCAGCUAUCAAAUCUGCAAUUAUGACAACAGCUGAAGUAAAUGAUCAUUCAGGAAGACCAAUACUUGAUGGAGAUAAACCAGCAAGUGUUCUUGCCAUGGGAGCUGGCCAUGUGAACCCAGAGAGAGCCCUAAACCCAGGGCUGGUUUAUGAUAUUAGACCAGAUGACUAUGUCACUCAUUUGUGCACUCUUGGAUAUACAACAUCCGAAAUUUUCAGCAUAACUCACAGAAAAGUAAGUUGCCAUGAGAUCUUGUGGGUGAACAGAGACUUCAGCCUUAACUAUCCAUCAUUUUCUGUGAUCUUUAGGGACGGAAUGAGGAUGAAGAAGUUCAGCAGGCGACUAACCAAUGUGGGAAGUCCUAACUCCACCUACUCAUUGGAGAUUAUGGCACCUCAAGGAGUGAAAGUGAUAGUAAAACCCAGGCGGCUGGUAUUUGAGAAAAUAUAUCAAAAGCUGAAUUACAGGGUAUGGUUUAUAUCAAGAAGGGUAGAAGGAGCUGAUUUGGUGACUUCAGAAGGGCACUUAACAUGGAUUCAUUCUCAAUAUGGUUCCUACAAAGUCAGAAGCCCCAUCGCAGUCACUUGGAAGGUUAAGCAGCGAAGGGGACAAGAAAGCGGUAGGAUAUAGAUAAUUAAGGUUGUCGCAUACCUUACUUUCCCAGUAUAAUUGCUUCAGACACUUUAUGUCUCGCAAAGUUGUUGGCGAAGUUUUUUUCAAUUUUAAAAUUUUAGGAGAGAAACUCAAUGUGGUUUCUUGAAAGUUGGACCAUCAAUGCAGUACUAAAUAAUUGGUCAGACCGUGUUGUAUUACGACA